Molecule: messenger RNA, 2559 nt
Organism: Pectinophora gossypiella (pink bollworm)
Lineage: Eukaryota; Metazoa; Arthropoda; Insecta; Lepidoptera; Gelechiidae
Product: peroxiredoxin-2-like
Exons: 7
Coding region: 70-807 (245 amino acids)
Biological process (GO): cell redox homeostasis; hydrogen peroxide catabolic process; response to oxidative stress
Cellular component (GO): mitochondrion; cytosol
Molecular function (GO): thioredoxin peroxidase activity
Source: RefSeq, a predicted model, not a curated record
ACAGGUACAAUGAAAUGUCAAAAUCAAAACAAAAGUUCGAGGUCGAGUGCAAAAUAAUUUCAACCGUGAAUGAUUACAUUCCGUGCCGUAGUUUCAGUGAUUUCUACUAGAUUUGCGGAAAACAUGUCUUUCCUCGUGAAACAGUUCGCUCGCAGGGUGAUCCCGAGCUUCACCACUGCUUCUAAGAGGUUAAACUUUUCCACAAGCUCAGUAGUCCUCACUCCUCGCAUUCAGAAGCCAGCACCAGACUUCUCUGCCACUGCAGUUGUCAACGGAGAAUUCAACCAGAUCAAACUUGCAGAUUUCUCCGGCAAAUAUGUUGUGCUGCUCUUCUAUCCGUUAGACUUUACUUUCGUGUGCCCUACUGAGCUGAUAGCGUUCAGUGAGCGAGCAUCAGACUUCGCCAACAUUGGCUGCCAGGUACUCGGUGUCUCCACCGACUCUGAGUUCAGCCAUCUUGCCUGGAUCAAUACUCCUAGGAAGGAUGGUGGUCUAGGCAAUCUUAAUAUUCCUCUGCUGGCCGACUACCAGAAGAAGAUAUCGCAAGACUACGAGGUACUACUUGACCAGGGAUUCGCUCUUCGUGGUCUAUUCGUGAUCGACGGCAAAGGCAUCCUGAGACACAUGUCUGUCAAUGACCUGCCUGUCGGCCGCUCUGUCGACGAAACACUGAGACUCGUCAAGGCCUUCCAGUUCGCCGAUAAACAUGGGGAAGUCUGCCCAGCCAACUGGAACCCAGAUACGAAUGCGAGCACCAUCAAACCAAGCCCUAAGGAAAGCAAGGAAUACUUCCGAAAGGCCAACUAAGCUAGUACUAGAUAUUAGAAUACUAAUGUGUCACAUACGAUCAAACUGGGAAUGGACGAGGUAAUGUAACCUUCAUGGUGUCUUUUUAAAUUAUUUAUUUUUAAUUAUCUCCGCUACAUCAGCGGGCUUAGCACCGUAAGCGCGACUCUCUCGCCUCGACAUACGUCACACGUCACUCUCUCACAGUACUGUACAGAAAGAGACAGAUGAUCUCUGUCGCGGCGACAAAGAGUCGCGUGCUUACGGUGCUAGGCUCGCAGAAGUAGAUAAACAUAAAUAGCCUACAUAUACAAUCUCAAUACUGGGGCCACUGAGGGUCUACAAAAGCCACAUUGAAGCAAUUCAUCUAAAAAGCAAUAUUGCAAUUUGUGUUGUGGUAAAGAUAGCUUCGAUAGCUACAGUGGUGUGCUAAACAUAGGUCGCGUUGGUUGUGUAUGCGAAAAGGGUGGAUAGCAAAAAUAUGCAAGUAACAGGGAAGGUGGGAACAUUACGAAUGCGCUGCUAAAAGGAAAUUUAUGUCUCCGGGGACACCGUUGCUCCACGAGGGUCCUCGGAAAUGAUUCAGAUGGCUGCCUGCACUUUUGUGAUGAUUAUUGAAUUUUGUUUGGCCGGCCGGCACUUUCACGCACGGUUGUUGAAGCUUCCUUAUGAUAGUUUCCAAGUAGUCAAAUCAGUUACUUUUUACUAAACGUCAAAACACGAAGUUACUAUGGAAUUUGUAGGAAAAAGCACACUGUGACGUCAUAGAAAACGUGAUAAAAUGUCUAGUUUUUCCUGAUUCAAAUUCAUAAAUAAGUUAGAAAAUGUUUAUUGGCAGUUUUAAAUCUGUUCUUUAUUUAAAUAAAAAAGUAAAAAAUCUUGUUGAACUGUUGUGUUCGGUCAAGAGGAUGAAUAACAAACUUUAUUAUAACACAUUACGCGUUACAUAAGUUAAUAGUGAAAUAUAUCCACGCAAUAGAAGGAAAAGGUUGGAAAGGCCCUAACGCCCUUUUAGUAUGAGAACUGCUGUCGCCGAUUUUACCCCACUCUCAUUUACUACUACUCCUGCAAACAGAUAAGUACAAUAGCUCUACUGCUUCUAAAGUCCAUAGCCACGUCGGUAAUGUACAUUUUAUAAGAUAGCCUGCAAUUUUAUCAUUAUUUUUCGUAAGAUACUACAUAAAAAAGACUUUUUUUUUGAUAAAUAGCCUAUCAUACUAAGGUUUUUAGCUUUCUCAGGAGGGAUCUCCUUGCAUGAUUGUCGAUAUUUGAUUUUAUGCCCUGCAGGUUAGUUAUAAUGCAUAAGACGACCUUUUCAUACAUUACUGGUGAGCUUCGUAAAGUUUGCGGACGACUGGAGUUGAAGUGUGUACUAUUUACUUAAAUACUUUUUGGUGCGCGCUUCGCUCUCACUUGGCCCUUCCAACCUCUUUUUUCUAUUCCUUGAAUAUAUUCGAUGCUCGAAUAAGACAAUUCUCUAUACAUACACACACAUUAGUUAGUAUAAAAUAGCCUGAUGAAGUAUUUAUUAUAUUAUAUACCUAACUGGAUAAGAAUCGGUUAAGAAGCAUUUAGUUUUAAUUUAUGAUAAUAAUAAUAAUUGUAUUAAUGUUUUCAUAAAUUAAGCAAAACAUAAUAAUAUUACGAGUAACCCGUUUGGUAAUUUAUUUUAAAUUAUAUUUAAAACGAUUUUGUUUGUUAUCAACUUAACAUGGUAACUGCGUAUUUAUGUCACUUCCAUUAUUAUUGUAAUAAACUUUGUUAGUUUUUAAA